CUCUUCCCUUCACGUUCUAGUAACUGAAACUGAACUAGUAGUGUUGAUAAAAUGGAAAAGGUUGUAUGUAGUAUCCACGGCGGCGUGUGUAUGUUAAAAACCGGAUUAAAAGAUGGACCAAAUAAAGGCAAGAGCUUCUACGUCUGCGUUGACAAGCAAGGCUGUAAUUUUAGUCAGCAAACCAGCAUUUCACCAUCACACUGCCUCCAUCAUGAAGAUUCAAUGGUGGAACUCCAGGCUCUCAACUACAGUCAGCAAGAGCAGGGCUAUAGGUUGUUCUACCGAUGUGCUGUAGGUAAAAAAGCAGGCCAGAGGUGGUGUGGAAAUGUACCCUGGACUGCACCAGAAACAGAAAAGAGAAGCCCUCUGUCUGACACACAGCUUCAGCCCUCAUGUCUUCCACCUGUACGAAACCCCUUUAAGGCACCAAGCCAGACAGACAAGGACUCUGAGUGGAGAAAGUUGCACAACUAUAGACAUGAAGAGAGAGAAGCAAGUCACAAGGCUGAAGGAAGAGCAAAUUACCAGAAAGAAAAUGAAAGGCAACAUGGUGCAGGAGUGGAAGAAAAGGCAGAUGAUAAGCACAGGUCGUCGGAUACUUACCGCGGUAAACAACUUCCACCGGGGAUGAAGUUAAAAAAGAGAGUUUCAGAUGAGGAGAACAACAGUCCCAAAGAAAACAGUGUUGAAAAAAGAACCGAGAAGAUUCAAGACACGCCUGAGCAGAACCGCAUCAAGCAAGGAGAAGCAGAAAAGGGCAUUUCUUCCUCCAGCGUCACGACUGUUCAGUCAUUAAACAAACAUCAACUCAAAACAAUCAAUCAAACUGCACCAGUUUCUCACAGGAACUUGACUCAGCAACCAUCUGAUGCUGAAACCUCUCAGGUGAAAGAAACCAAACAAAUACUAGAAAACAGCAGCUGCACCCAUGCAUCCAGAGACUCUGACAGCAGCAGGAGCCCCAUACCUGACAAACCAACUCAGCCAGAGUCCAGUCAGCCCGACAGUCCCGAAAACAACGAUGAUGAUGAUGAUGUGGUACUGGUGUCGGUGAAGCCUGCUCCGCAAAAGACUCCUCCUGUUUCUACUGUCCAAAAGACACUGACCAACUUCCCAGGAUUCCAGCCAGCUUCUAACGUCAAAAAGCCGGUGGAAAACCCCAAAGGGCUGCAGAACCUGCUCACCGUUCAGCUCCAGCAGAAAAAGGCCACUCUAUCUUCAGUAAACUUGGAGGCGCUACCAGAUAAAGGAGAGAGGUUGAGGACACAGGUUAAAGAGCUUGAGGAAGCCCUGGAGUCACUGAGCCUCACUGCUGCUUCUCAGCCUGAGCCUGAGGAAGCGUGUAGCAGCACUGAUUCUGGUUUCAGCAACACUCAGAUGAAUCCAUUCAGCCGGCAGGGUGGGACCAUCCUGCUCCCUGCUCCUCCAGCCCCGGGCCUGCACCAUCAUCAGGCCUCUGGUGGCUCUCUGGAGCUCCAGCUGAGCCAGGGAGACUCUCAGAUGUAUGGAGCAUACCCACAGGCACAGACAUUUUAUGGGGGUAGAAUGACCAACGACCGUCUUCUGGCGGUGAAAAAUGCCACCUGUGAGGCCAUCGACCAUCUCCACAAGUCCCUGGAGUCCUGUCCUGAUGCCGAGGCUGAGGCCCCUGAUCCCAAGGGUAUCAAGGUGCCUCUCCUGCCCCAUCAGAGGAGAGCUUUGGCCUGGUUGCUCUGGAGAGAAACGCAGAGUCCUUGUGGAGGAAUACUGGCGGAUGACAUGGGUCUGGGGAAGACCUUGACCAUGAUUUCUCUCAUACUGGCCAUGAAGAUGAAAGCAAAAAAGGACAAGGAGGAGAUGGGAGAGAAGAAGAAGGAUAGCUGGUUAUCCAAAGCUGACUGCAUCCCUGUGUUGUCUAAGGGCACUCUCAUCAUCUGCCCUGCCUCCCUGGUGCACCACUGGAAGAAGGAGAUUGACAGACAUGUCAAGACGGGCAAGUUGACGGUGUACCUGUACCACGGCCCGAACCGUGAGAGAAGUGCCAGAGUACUGGCAGAUUACGAUGUGGUGGUGACUACCUACAGCCUAGUGUCCAAGGAGAUCCCGGUCCAAAAAGAAGAGGCCGAUAAACCCAACACGGAUAAGGACGAUGUGCGUCCAGGCUCAGCUCCUCUCCUGCGAGUGUCCUGGGCCCGCAUAAUUCUGGAUGAAGCCCACAGCAUCAAAAACCCAAAAGUGCAGACCUCCAUGGCUGUCUGUCAGCUGAGGGCAGGAGCCCGUUGGGCUGUCACUGGUACACCUAUUCAGAACAACCUGCUGGACAUGUACUCGCUGCUCAAGUUUCUGCGUUGUUCUCCGUUCGACGAGUACAAACUGUGGAAAGCUCAGGUGGACAACGGCUCCAAGAGAGGCAGAGAGCGACUCAACAUCCUGACCAGGACUCUGCUGCUCCGACGAACCAAAGACCAACGGGACAGCACAGGCCAACCACUGGUGUCUCUUCCUGAUCGGACUUCCGAGGUGCAUCGACUCAAACUUUCUGAGGAUGAGCAGGCUGUGUAUGAUGUGUUAUUUGCGCAGUCCAGAUCUACUCUGCAGAGCUACCUAAAGCAACACGAAGGAAAUGAUGUGAAGAAAGGAAGCACUUCCAGUUCUAAUCCCUUUGAGAAAGUGGCCCAGGAGUUUGGUUUGUCCCAGGCUGAUCCUGCUCUGUCGAGCUCCCAGCAGGCUAAGCAGGUGUCCAGCACCGUCCACAUCCUGUCCUUGCUGCUGCGCCUCCGACAAUGUUGCUGUCACCUCUCACUUCUUAAGAAGACUCUGGACUCAUCGGAGCUGCAGGGUGAUGGGAUCGUCUUAUCUCUGGAGGAGCAGCUCAAUGCUCUGUCGCUCUCCUCCAGCCCCUCGCCAUCUGGCCCUGAUCCCAAAGACUCUGUGGCCCUCAAUGGCACACGCUUCCCCUCGCGGCUGUUUGAGGGCACCAGCAAAAGCACCAAGAUCUCUGCUAUCAUCUCUGAACUGAAGGCGAUCAGAGAGAAGAGUAAUGAUCACAAAAGUGUGAUCGUGUCCCAGUGGACCAGCAUGCUCCAAAUUGUAGCAGUUCAUCUGCAGCUAAUGGGGUUAACGUACAGCGUCAUCGACGGGACCGUCAACCCUAAACGCCGCAUGGAUCUGGUGGAAGAAUUCAACACUAACCCAAAAGGACCACAGGUGAUGCUGGUUUCUCUUUGUGCCGGGGGGGUUGGACUGAAUCUGAUCGGUGGGAAUCACCUGUUCCUCAUUGACAUGCACUGGAACCCAGCUUUGGAGGAUCAGGCCUGUGACCGCAUCUAUAGAGUGGGACAAUAUAAAGACGUCACCAUCCACAGGUGACGCAUCAGCUUCUAACUGAA
Messenger RNA from Neolamprologus brichardi, 3368 nucleotides. The record is from RefSeq and is a predicted model, not a curated record. NCBI's taxonomy places the organism in Eukaryota, Metazoa, Chordata, Actinopteri, Cichliformes, Cichlidae.